Drosophila gunungcola (fruit fly) is the source of this 3214-nucleotide messenger RNA. RefSeq names its product RUN and FYVE domain-containing protein 2. The record is from RefSeq and is a predicted model, not a curated record. Gene Ontology annotation, cellular component: cytoplasm. Gene Ontology annotation, molecular function: metal ion binding. Lineage: Eukaryota; Metazoa; Arthropoda; Insecta; Diptera; Drosophilidae.
UAAUACUUGCAUCGGAAAAGUGUCAACGGUAAUAUGUUCAAUAUAUGUAUCUGCACCAUAUCAAGAACACCCUCAACAAAAGCUCGCAAAAAGCUUGUGAGCUUGGCAUACUUGACAAAUCAAUAGGAUAAAAAACUUUUGUGCCAGUCUUACUCAACGCGUACACAACAGGAUAACGGUGCAACCUUAUAGCGGCUAUAAUCUUUCAGUUAUUUGGUUAAUUUUAAAAGGAAAACCCUCUUUAAAAGAGGUUUUCAAUACUAGAAAACAUUCAAGGGUAUAUAAAAGCAGCAGUAGCUUUGAAGCCUCAGCAAAAUGCGUGGUCUUGUCGAGGACACGAAAAAGACCAAGUUGUCGUCGACCAACAACAACAACGUCAGCAGCAGCAGCAGCAGCAGUGUCAGCAAUCGCCUAAAAUCAGCUAGUACAGUGGCAGGAUCAAGUGCCAGCAGCACGAGUGCGAAGCCAUUGAGGAGUGCGGUGAAAACGCCAACAAUGAGCAGCACGACGUCAUUGGCAGCAGGAGCAGCUGUGGCCAAGAAGGCGCCUCAAACGGGGCAACAACAAGUUGGCAAGUCUGCAAAGUCCUCGUCGGCAGCAGCAGCAGCAACUACAACUGGAGCAACAGCAACAACAAGGGCGGCAGCGUCAGCGGCCAAAACACAAAAGGGUCAGAAUCCACCCCCACAACAAGUGCAACCAAAGCAGCAGCAGCAGCAGCAGCAGCAACAACAGCAACAACAAAAGACACAGCAGCAACCCCUUGUGUUGCCGCAACAACCGCAGCAACACCAGGCGAACAACAGCAGCAACACGAUUGCCCUGCCAAAAGCCUCGCAUGCCAACACCAGCGAGGAGCUGGCCGGCGGUGUCCAGGACACCAUUUACCUGUGCAACUUUCGGGUGUCCGUCGAUGGCGAAUGGCUCUGUCUCAAGGAGCUGCAGGACAUCGAUGUUGCCGGCGGACCAGGCAGCCAGGCAGUGCAAGCCAGUGAAAAGCUGGGCGGCACUUCGAACACAGGCUUUGGGUCCAACUUUAGCACGGGCUCCAGCUCCAGCAAGCGCAACAGCAAGCGCUUCUCCGGAUUGUCCACCGGAAGUGGCGGAGGAGCAGGAGCAGGAGGAGGAGGAGGAAACGGAGGCGUUCUGGACAUCACGGACAAUGCCCGGGACACGGCGGAAAUCGAGCGCAGCAACCUGGUGAACAUCUGCAAGCUGGUGGUCAAGGAGCUGCUGGAGCAGUCGCUGCGCUACGGCCGCAUGCUGGACUCCGACCACCUGCCGCUGCAGCACUUCUUCAUCGUCAUCGAGCACGUCCUGGGCCAUGGGUUGCGGCCCAAGAAGGGUCUGCUCGGGCCGCGCAAGGAGCUGUGGGACCUGCUGCAGAGCGUCGAGCACUACUGCCCGGAGGCGCAGGACAUUACGGCGAGUGUGAGGGAUCUGCCCACGGUUCGCACCCACAUUGGCCGGGCUCGGGCCUGGCUGAGGAUCGCCCUGAUGCAGAAGAAGCUGUCGGACUACCUGCAGGCCCUCAUCGAGCACAGGGAGGAUUCGCUGUACGACUACUACGAGCCACAUGCUCUGAUGAUGAGCGACGAGAUCGUUGUGAUAAUGGGCAUUCUGGUGGGCUUGAACGUGAUCGAUUGCAAUCUGUGCGUGAAGGAGGAGGAUCUGGACUCACAGCAGGGCGUCAUCGACUUCUCGUUGUACCUGCGCUCCAGCUCCCGGAAUGCCGAUGCCGCUCCGGAGGACAGUGCUCCGCCUGCCCUGCUGGAUGCCACUGGGCAGGGCAACAUGAUUGCGGUGCUGGACCAGAAGAACUACAUUGAGGAGCUCAACAGGCACCUAAACGCCACGGUGGGCAAUCUGCAGGCCAAGGUGGAGUCGCUUACGACCACGAAUGCCCUGAUGAAGGAGGACUUGGCCAUUGCCAGGAACAGUUUGCUGGUCCUCCAGGCCGAAAACCAGGCCAUGCGGCAAUCCACUCCGGCAGCGGACAACAAUUCCACAGGUUCUGGCAGCUCCUCCGACAAGGACAAGGAGAAGUCGUCUGAGGAGCUGAUUGAAGAGCGCCGCAAGACCAGCGAACUGGAGAAGGAGCUCAAAUUGCAGGUGUCCCUCAAGGCGGAGUCCGACAUGGCCAUGAAGCUGCUGGAGAAGGAUAUCCACGAGAAGCAGGACACCAUCAUCUCGCUGCGUCGCCAAUUGGACGAUAUCAAGCAAAUCAACCUGGAGAUGUAUCGCAAACUGCAGGACUGCAAGGCCUCCUUGACGCACAAGACGGAGCUGAUGACCAAGCUGGAGCUUCAGAAGGAGGACAUGGCCAGCACGAUUGAUCAUCUGGAGAAGAAGUGGACCCAUGACAAGAGCAACCUUGGAGAGAUACUGAAGACCACAUCGCAAACCCUGACCACCCAGGUGACCGCUAGCGAAGAGCGAGCGGCCCGGGCGGAGGCCGAGUCGAGGAUUGAACGCGAGUGGCGCAUUUCCCUGCAGGAGAAGGAGCUGAAGCUGAAGGAGAAGAUAUCCAAUCUGCAGGGCUGCCUCAAGGAACUGGCCGAGGAGAAGGAGAGGAAUGGCAAGCUGAAGGCCGAUCUGGACAAAGUGCGAACCCAGUGGUCCGAGGCACAAACCACGCUGGAGGAGCUCGGCAUUCAACUGAGCGUAAGCAAACUGAAGGUUUCCGAGAUGCAGGACCAGGAGCGUCGCCAGCGGCAGCUGCUCUCCGGCUCAGCCCAAUCCCUGCAAGCCAUGCCGGAGGCGGUCGGCAGUCCCGGUAUCUGGGCACCGGACUCCAUCGCCACCCACUGCACCGCCUGCGAGCGGGAGUUCAAUCUCACGCGACGGAAGCACCACUGCCGCAGCUGCGGGGAGAUCUUCUGCAAGGCCUGCUCGGAGCACACGCUGCCCCUCAUCAAUGCCCAGGGUCAGCCGGGCAAACCAGUUCGUGUGUGCGACAACUGCUACGCCGCUAAAUGAUAACGAACUAAGUGUGUAUAUAAAAUUGACUAGGAAUCGCAGGGACAGUGUGCAACCUUGGGAUGUGCAAGUUUUUAAAUUUCUAUUAAAUGUUUAUAAUUAUCUUCUUACCUUAUGUUAAAAAAUAUAAAAAAUAACAGUAUAAAUUAGAAAAAACAUAUUAAAAUUCGUAAAUUUUUAGAAUAUCUCAAUAUUGUUGGUAGCACUGCCCUAGGUUGUGUGACUAUUAUUUGUA